Molecule: messenger RNA, 1020 nt
Organism: Paramecium sonneborni
Lineage: Eukaryota; Ciliophora; Oligohymenophorea; Peniculida; Parameciidae
Source: the annotation of a GenBank genome assembly
AUGAAACAAAAAAAGAAUAAAUCAUAUAAAGAGAGUUAAGAAGGUAAGGUUAGCAAUUUGAUAAAGAAAUUGGAGAGUAAUUUAAAAGUGAAUGAAAAGAUCAAUAGUAUGAUAAUGAGAUUGGAUAAAUUAAAAUAAUAGCUUAGUGUUCAACCUUAAAGUUAAUAAAAUUUAAAAGAGACAAUUGCAUAAUAUGAAGUAGCAAUAUGUAAUUAUGAGGAAGAGAGAAGAGUAUAAAAUCUUACAUUAGAAGAGAGAAACAAAAUAUUAGAAAAUAUAAGUGAAUUAAUACAUCAGAUUGAAGUAAAUAUAAAAUAUAAUAAUUAGCCAUUGCCUGCAUAUAAUUUAAAUGAAAAGAGAAUUCAUAAAGAUUUGAAGAAUCUAAAUCGAAUAGAAGAGAAUUUUUUGAUAUUGAGAACAAAAUCAUAAGAUGAAUAAUUUAUAGUUGAAUCUUCUAGAAUAAUAUGUUUAGUCGUUGAAAAGAAAAAUAAAAUAAUAAUGAAGAUCGAUAGAACAGAUGAUGAAAACCAAAAUAUGACUUAUAAAAUGCAAUAAUUAAAGAUUAAUGAUAAAGAUAAAUAGGUUGAGACUCCAACUAUGUUACCUGAAGAAAAUUAAGAUUAUGGUUUAAUAAAAGAGGAAUAAAAUUAAAGAAAUUCAUAAUAAUCAUUAUAAAAUAUAGGAGAAAUAAAAUAGGAAUCAGAAAAGAAUUUAAAUUAAUUUGAAACUCCAACAAUAGGUAGAGAUUCUGAAUAAAGUGAUACUAAGAUGAGUAAUGAAAAUCUAGAAAGUUAAUAAAAUAAUGAAGAAUAAAGAAAUGAUAAUAAAUUAAAUUAAGAGAAAGAAUAGGUGUGUGAAAAUGAAAAAUGUUAAAUAUGUUUUGCUUAAAGAAGAAAAUAUGUAGCUAUACCUUGUGGACAUUAUAUUUAUUGUCAAAAUUGUAAAAAAUUAGUUGAAUAAAAAAUGAAAUGCUUACUAUGUAGAUAAAAUGUAUGUUAAAUGUUCGAAGUAUAUGCAUGA